This is a messenger RNA of Sinocyclocheilus grahami, 647 nucleotides long. RefSeq lists its product as uncharacterized. The record is from RefSeq and is a predicted model, not a curated record. Bases 14 to 631 code for a protein of 205 amino acids. Gene Ontology annotation, molecular function: lysozyme activity. The transcript has 3 exons. NCBI's taxonomy places the organism in Eukaryota, Metazoa, Chordata, Actinopteri, Cypriniformes, Cyprinidae.
CAAACAGAGAGAGAUGAAGAGCGUAAACCCAGUGAAGAUGUUGGCGGCUUUUGCUCUGGCACUGCUAGUGUCCAGUGUGACUGAGGGAAGGAUCCUGAAUAAAUGUGAGCUGAAGGCCCAGCUGGAUGCCGCUCAGUUUCAGCAGAUCACCGUCAUGGAAGAGACAAUAACCGUGAACAGUCUCAUCACUAGACUUGUCUGCAAGGCCAGCAGCUCAGCCUUCAACACCAGCUUUGUCAAAAACACCACGGUCCACAAUAAGGAGAUGAAGCCAUCACAAGCCCCACCUCAAGCUGCAUCCCAAAUUCCACCUAAGGCUCCAUCAUCUGGAGGUCCACCUCAAGCUCCAUCAUCUCGGCUUCCACCUCAGGCUCCAGCUGGAGCUACACCUAAGCCCCAUGCACAUGCUCCCACGAAAGGACCCCAGGGCUCCGGCCACGAGACGCAGCCAAACACUGCCACCAAAGUUGUCAGGCACCUGUAUGGUGUGUUUCAGCUCAGUGAUCAGUGGGCCUGUGAUUCCGGCAUGAACCCAUCUCUCAAUGUCUGCAACACGACCUGCUCUGCUUUGACAGACGAUGACAUCACUGAUGACAUUGCCUGCCUGAAGACCCUGAUGAACAUCACGUGAGUACACAGCAAACUCA